UCUCCUAGGUCCCCCAGGUUCGCUCUGGGGAGGUUCCAAGCCUUUUCUCGCCCCCCUCUGCGAAGAAGAAACAAGCUUCGCCAAUGCCGAAUACAACAUGUUACGCCCAUCAUCGUUAUUGACAUUCGUCGUCGUCUGCCUCUUCUUUCAACUAUGGGGUACAGCCGAAGCCUCGCUCGGUGACAGGCUGCCCGAGUUUCGGGAAUGCGUAGAGGUCUGCUCGAGAGAGAAUUGCGACCCCAAUAACAAUCCGACCCAUAUCCCUUUCCACCACCGCCUCCUUUUUUGGACUUGCCCACAAGAGUGCGACUACACCUGCCAGCAUAUAGUAACGCAGCAGCGUCUCGCCAUCGGGCAGCCCAUCACCCAAUUCCACGGAAAAUGGCCGUUCGUGCGCGUUCUCGGGAUGCAGGAGCCCUUCUCGGUGUUGUUUAGCCUAGGGAACUUAGUCGCGCACCAGAACGGCUUGGCCAAGAUCCGCCAGGCUAUCCCCGCCGUCUACCCGCUACGCAAAUAUUACGAGCUGUUCGCCUGCUUCGGCAUUGCUACCUGGGUCUUCAGUUCCAUCUUCCACAUUCGCGACUUCCGCCUGACCGAGCAGCUCGACUACUUUGCCGCGGGCGCGGGCGUGCUUUAUGGCAUGUACUAUACCCCCAUCCGCGUCUUCCGGCUCGACAGACCCACGCCGCGCCGUCAGAGUGUGCUCAGACUCUGGACCGUCCUUUGCUGCACGAUGUACAUCGCACACGUUUCAUACUUGAAGCUGUGGCGCUGGAAUUAUACAUAUAAUAUGGCGGCCAACGUGACCGUAGGCCUGGUACAGAACGCGCUCUGGAGUUACUUCAGUUGGAAAAAGUGGACUGAGAGUCGCCGAGCGUGGGCUGUCUGGCCCGGUGUUGCUGUCGCUUGGCUCAUGAUGGUCAUGAGCUUAGAACUGCUGGAUUUCCCGCCAUUAUGGGGAGCUUUGGACGCACAUAGCCUAUGGCACUUGGGCACGAUCGGCCCUACCGUUCUAUGGUACAAUUUCAUGGUCAAGGACUCCCAGGAGAAUAUGGCGAUCGCGACCAAGUUGAAGGAUACCAAAGCCUAACAAAGAGCAGUUCUAGCUUGGAGGAUUUGGCUAUGCAUGAGGCUCCAUUGUUGUAUACCCGGGCGUUGAAAAAUAGUAUUAUAUUGUAAUAGGAGUCCUGUCUUUCGGCUGCA
Messenger RNA from Annulohypoxylon maeteangense, 1203 nucleotides. RefSeq names its product Per1-domain-containing protein. Gene Ontology annotation, cellular component: endoplasmic reticulum membrane. The record is from RefSeq and is a predicted model, not a curated record. Gene Ontology annotation, biological process: GPI anchor biosynthetic process. NCBI's taxonomy places the organism in Eukaryota, Fungi, Ascomycota, Sordariomycetes, Xylariales, Hypoxylaceae. Gene Ontology annotation, molecular function: hydrolase activity, acting on ester bonds. The transcript is spliced from 4 exons. Bases 98 to 1090 code for a protein of 330 amino acids.